AUGGAUAUGUCAACGGAGACGGUGGAGAGAACCGAUCUCCGGCAACCGUUGGUUGAUCCGAAGAACUCGGAGCAAAAACCACAGAAGGAGGUCCGAUCACUCGAGAGCGUUUUAUCGGAGAGUAGCCUUCCGUACCGGAGGCGCGUGUACUUAGGCGCGUGCAUAGAAAUGAAACUUCUUUUCCGGUUGGCACUUCCGGCGAUACUUGUUUAUUUAGUCAACAGUGGAAUGAGUAUCUCGACUCGUAUCUUUGCCGGACAUAUCGGUGGUAAGGAAUUCGCCGCCGUGUCCAUAGGCACUAGCUACUUCAAUUUCGUCUAUGGCCUCAUGUUGGGUAUGGGCAGUGCAGUGGAGACACUAUGUGGACAAGCGUAUGGGGCACAACGGUACGAGAUGCUUGGGAUUUAUCUCCAAAGAGCAACGAUCGUUCUCGCUUUGGUUGGCUUGCCCAUGACAGUUUUCUACACCUUCUCGUACCCGAUUCUACUCCUACUAGGCGAGCCCAAAACGGUCUCGUACAUGGCAUCUUUGUACAUCGCCGGACUCAUCCCUCAAAUCUUCGCCUACGCCGUCAACUUCACGUCCCAAAAAUUCCUCCAAGCCCAAAGCGUGGUGGCUCCCAGCGCGUACAUCUCAGGCGCCGCCCUCCUCCUUCAGGUUUUGCUGACGUGGACCACCGUUUACGUAGUGGGCAUGGGUCUUAUGGGGAUAGCUUAUGUUCUUACCAUCUCUUGGUGGUUCAUAGUUCUGGCUCAGAGUUUGUAUAUUACGACAAGCCCAACGUUUAGACACACGUGGACUGGUCUUAGCUGGAGAUCGUUCCAAGGUCUUUGGAGCUUCUUUAAGUUCUCUGCUGGUUCCGCUGUUAUGAUUUGUCUGGAAAUGUGGUAUUCUCAUAUUCUAGUUCUUCUUGCUGGUUUGCUCAAAGAUCACGCUCUCUCUCUAGAUUCUCUCUCCAUCUGUAUGUCAAUUUCAGGAUUUUCCUUCAUGGUCUCCAUCGGCUUCAAUGCGGCUAUAAGUGUAAGGACAAGUAAUGAGCUCGGAGCAGAAAAUCCAAAAUCGGCGAUGUUCGCUUCAUGGACGGCGACUUUUGUUUCCUUCGUUAUAUCCCUCGCGGAGGCUCUCGCCCUGAUGAUGUCGCGGGACUACGUCAGCUACAUUUUCACGUCGGAUGCUGACGUGGCUAAGGCCGUCUCUGAGCUAUGUCCUUUUCUCGCCGUCACCAUCAUUCUCAACGGGAUCCAACCCGUCUUGUCCGGAGUGGCAGUGGGAUGUGGAUGGCAGACAUUUGUGGCAUAUGUGAACGUUGGUUGUUACUAUAUUGUUGGUAUUCCCGUUGGUUGUAUUCUCGGCUUCACUUUCGAUUUUCAAGCCAAGGGAAUAUGGACCGGGAUGAUUGGAGGCACCCUCUUGCAAACCCUCAUUUUACUUUACGUCACCUAUCGAACAGAUUGGGAUAAAGAGGUGAAAAAGGCGAGAAAACGUUUGGAUAUAUGGGAGGACAAGAAGGAGCCAGUCCUUACAUGA
Eutrema salsugineum is the source of this 1527-nucleotide messenger RNA. RefSeq names its product protein DETOXIFICATION 39. The record is from RefSeq and is a predicted model, not a curated record. Bases 1 to 1527 code for a protein of 508 amino acids. Gene Ontology annotation, cellular component: membrane. Lineage: Eukaryota; Viridiplantae; Streptophyta; Magnoliopsida; Brassicales; Brassicaceae. Gene Ontology annotation, molecular function: antiporter activity; xenobiotic transmembrane transporter activity. The transcript has 7 exons. Gene Ontology annotation, biological process: xenobiotic detoxification by transmembrane export across the plasma membrane.